Hylaeus anthracinus is the source of this 2258-nucleotide messenger RNA. Its product is annotated as lysophospholipase D GDPD1-like. Gene Ontology annotation, molecular function: phosphatidylcholine lysophospholipase A1 activity; phosphoric diester hydrolase activity. Gene Ontology annotation, cellular component: endoplasmic reticulum membrane. The transcript has 5 exons. The coding region runs from base 289 to 1002 and encodes 237 amino acids. NCBI's taxonomy places the organism in Eukaryota, Metazoa, Arthropoda, Insecta, Hymenoptera, Colletidae. Gene Ontology annotation, biological process: glycerophospholipid catabolic process. The record is from RefSeq and is a predicted model, not a curated record.
UUUCCUGUGUUCUUCAAAUAAUAGACUAAAAAAUAACAGAUACAAUAAUUCUUUGUACGGGAGCCGAAAUUUAUUUUUCAUGUUAUAUCUUCUAAAGGAAUAAUUAAUAACUGUACGUUAAAAUACCAUUAUUUGAUAUGUAGUCAUGUCAACAAGGAAACGUCUCGCGUAUCUUCUACUGAGACUUUGUCACUCGAUACGUUUAUUCCCACGAUAAUAAAAAUUCGUGUAAACAAUAGUGCGAUGAGUUGGUACAUUGCAGAAUUAAAAACGACGAAUUAAUAUAAGAUGUUACUGUACACGAUAAUCGGAGGUUAUAUGAUAACGUCGAUGAUAUUGUUUAAAUAUCCAACGUUAUUGCACAAAAAGAAAAAAGUAAAAUUUACGUGUCAACAUAUCAGCCACAGAGGAGGAGCGGGGGAGGGCUAUGAGAAUACGAUGUAUGCCUUCAAACGUGCUGUUGCUAUUGGAACAGAAAUGUUGGAAUUGGAUUGUCAACUCACAAAAGAUGGAGAGGUAGUCGUGUCUCAUGAUCAAAAUCUUUUACGCUGUACAGGUACAGAUAAGAAUAUUUCAGAAUUGGAUUACAAAGAUCUACCUCUAUUGAAAUUGUGUCUUCCAAUUGAUUUUGAUCCAGAUGCAGAAUAUAUUGGUCCGGAAAAAGAAGAAGAGAGACGGUUUCCCCUAUUGAAAGAAGUAUUCGAGGCAUUUCCCAAUAUGCCAAUUAAUAUCGAUAUUAAAAUUAACAAUGAUGAACUUAUAUCAAAGGUGUCUGAACUGAUAAAGCAGUACAAUCGCGAAGAAUAUACAGUUUGGGGAAAUUUUGAUGAUAAGAUAACACAGAAAUGUUAUAAAACGAAUCCAAACGUGAACUUGUUAUUCUCUAUGCGACGUGUAAGCUUGUUAAUAGUUCUCUUAUAUACUGGCUUGUUACCAUUUGUGCCUUUAAAAGAAACGCAUCUGGAAAUAUUUCUACCUUCCAUUUAUAUAAGGUACGUUUAAAACGUUAGUUGCUAUUCAGUAAAAUAAAGUGAAUAUUAAUUAUAAUUUUAUCACAGGCACCAACGAGUUCCGAAAUCAACAUUUUUACCUUUAGAGAAGAUUCUUGUGCGCACUAUUAAUGUACUACUAAUGAGACGAUGCUUAUUCAACCAUUUAAGAGCUCGCGGGAUACACGUUUAUUUUUGGGUCUUAAAUAGAGACGAAGAAUUUCAAAAAGCUUUUGAUCUUGGAGCAACUGGUGUAAUGACAGAUUAUCCUACAAGAUUAAAAUUAUUUUUAAAAACUCAUUCGUUUGCAUAGAAAUGAAUAGCAAAUUCCAGAAAUCACGAGAAAUAUUUAUACAUAGUAUUCUAUGAGUCCAUGUGAAGCUUUUAUCAAGCAACUGAAUUCUAAUUACUGGAAACUAAAGAUAAGAAAGUAUUAGAAUAGCUUAUUCAGAAAGUUGCACAUACAGUAUGAGUAAUAGAUACCAUAGCGCAAAUAUGUUACUUAAAAAUUUAGUUUUACUAUUCCAUCAAAUCCAAAUGAUUAUUAAUUGUGGAAUUCAGUAUUAUUGUAUUUUUGUACAUUCUACAAUGGACAAAGUACAAUUCAAUGUUACUAAUAAUGAUUGUUAUAAACACUGCACACAUAGCUUAACUAUAAAAUACUAAAUUAUCUAUUAAAAAUUGUUUGCAACAUUUUCAUAAAUAUAUAAAUAUUUUUUUAAGUAAGACAUUAAUAAAUUACUUUAUCUAUUCUAUAUGUAUAUAUAUAUUCAUUACAAAUUAUAAUAUAAUAUUUUUAUAAAAUACAUAUAUGAGUAUUUAUGAAAUAUAUCGAUGAACACAAAUGGCAAGUGUCGGCGGAAUGUGUAGUACAUAAUUUGAUCUGAAACAUAUUUUCUUACAUUCAGUUACGUAUAUUUCUAACCUAAAUAUUGCAAAAAUUACCUAUCACAGUACAAUUUGCAAAUUGAAAGUUUCUAUAAACAGAUGUAAGACGAUGUAUUUUGUAUACCUAUCUUAAACAUAAUUCUAUAUACAAAUACUUUUGUAUUUAGAACCAAUUUUAAGAUAUCUGUAAGUUUAAAUUCAAUCAUUUCUUGUACAACGGCAACUUCUUUCGAAUGGAAUUUUGUGUAUUUCUUGCUGCACAACUGCUUCCAUAAUUUUAAACAUUUUUAUAUCCAUGUUUACUUGUAUCUUCGGUUAUAUUUUGUAAAAAAAGUCUUUAGCACUUUUUUGUUUUGUAAUUGCAAUAAAGAAUUAAACUUA